Sitophilus oryzae (rice weevil) is the source of this 1986-nucleotide messenger RNA. It is a transcript of the gene Cdc45, whose product is annotated as cell division control protein 45 homolog. Lineage: Eukaryota; Metazoa; Arthropoda; Insecta; Coleoptera; Curculionidae. Gene Ontology annotation, molecular function: single-stranded DNA binding; DNA replication origin binding; chromatin binding. The record is from RefSeq and is a predicted model, not a curated record. The transcript is spliced from 10 exons. Gene Ontology annotation, cellular component: DNA replication preinitiation complex. Gene Ontology annotation, biological process: DNA replication initiation; double-strand break repair via break-induced replication; mitotic DNA replication preinitiation complex assembly. The coding region runs from base 81 to 1760 and encodes 559 amino acids.
CUUUCAAACGGUUUUUGGCGGUUGGAAUAUUUUGAUGCAGGUUAUAAUAAAUAUGGUUAAAAUAAAUUUAUGACCUUAUAAUGUUUGUAGAGGAUUUUAAAACAGAUUUCUAUGAAUUUUUAGCCGGAAAAAGAGUGUUUUUAAUGGUUCAUUAUGAUAUUGACAGUAUAUGUGCCUGCAAAAUAUUACAAUCGCUUUUAAAAUAUCGUAACAUACUAUACACAGUUGCUGUUAUACAAAGACUUGAAGACCUAAAACGUGCUUAUGUUGAAAAUUGUGAGGAUGUACAAUAUUUUAUUUUAUUAAAUUGUGGAGGAACAAUAGAUAUAGUUGAGGAACUUGAACCCGAAGAAGAGAAAGUUUUCUUUAUUUUGGAUAGCCAUAGACCAAUAGAUGUAUGUAAUAUUUAUUCUACAGAUCAAGUAAGACUAUUGACAAGACCAGAAGAAGAUGCAUUAGUACCUGAAUUCAAUGAUAUAUUUCGAGAUCAAUCCGAAUCAGAAAAUGAGUCUGAUAGUGAUAGUGACAAUGAAGGUCGAGCAUCAAAAAGGAGAAGGCUAGGAGAAGAGGCAAUAUUGAAAAGAAGAGAGAACAGACUGUGGGAGGAAAACCGAAACAAAUUAUUGUUCGAAUACUCUCAGUUCACAUAUUAUGCUAGAGCUAGUGCUAUAUUUAUGUUCGAAUAUGCAUGGAAAUUAAACAAAGAAGAUAAAGAUUUACUAUGGUUAGCUAUAAUAGCAUUAACAGAACAAUUAAUUUUUGGAAAAAUUGAACAUACACAGUAUAUUUUAGAAAUGGAAGCCUUAAGAGCACACUGUACAAGACUACAACACAAAAGUAAUGAUACAGAUGUCUUAACAUCACUAAAAAUUUUAUUUGAAAAAGAUUUAAGGUUAACAUUAUAUAGACAUUGGACUGUAGAGCACAGUUUGAAAUAUUCAAUGUUCACUGCUAUAAGAAUGAAGCUCUGGACAUUAAAAGGUGACAAGAAAAUUCAUGAACUAUUGGCGGACAUGGGUUUACCUUUGGCACAAAGUAGGCAACAUUUUAAAUCAAUGGACUUGCAGUUGAGGAAGGAGUUUCAUAGUUCCCUAGAGAAAUUAUCAGAGAAAUAUGGGUUGCAAGAUAUAGAAUUUACUUCCUUUAUAUUGCAAUAUGGUUAUCAGCAUAAAUAUUGUGCAUCGGAUAUUGUAUUUGCAUUAAUUGCUAUUUUAGAAGCAUCACCAAGAGAUAAAAAACCUGAAGAACUUUUCAACCUGGCUCUAGAUUGUCUUUCAAGAAAUAAAAAGGAAAUAAUUGAUAAUGCAAUUGAGAAAGCAAAAAUUGUAGCCAAGUCCCUAUUUAAAACAGUACAAAAUGCCUUAGAUAUGAAGCAAAUAAUUAAUGCAGGACCAUUUGUUUACUAUAUAGUUCAAGAAGGUUGUUUAGACUGGUAUAUGUUUUCUCAUCAGCAUAUAUUAUUAUUACUAAGUCAGUUUGUUUUGAAAGCUUACGUUAGUAUGUCCAGAAAUAAGAAAGCCUCAACCUUGCCUCUAAUAAUAUCGGUACCAAAAAAUAUAGAAAAUGGUACCUGCAUUUUAAUUGGUAUUCCUCCAGUCUGUGAAACCUCACCUAGAAAUUUUUUCGGUAAGGCAUUCGAACAGGCAGCUGAAAAAAUGAAUUGUGAAGCCAACUGUGAUUAUUUUGAUACAUCAUAUAUUGAAAUAUAUUCAAAAGACAGAACCCGAUUUUUUGAUGCACUGGCUGCAUUACUAAAUUAAUUUAUUUUUUAGAUUGUAAUAGAUUUUUUUAAAGAUAUUAAAUAUGAAACAAUUCUGUAGGAAUUUGUCACUCAAGAAAUAUUAAUUUUAUUAAUAUAUUAUUUGAUUAAUUUGACAAUCAAAUAAUAAAAUAAUUAAAUUUAGUAAAUAGUACUGAAAAAUCACUGUAAAUAAUUUUAACUAAAUGUACAAAAUAAUUUUAAGCUAGAAAGAUCAGUAAUAAAAC